Molecule: messenger RNA, 2627 nt
Organism: Paramecium pentaurelia
Lineage: Eukaryota; Ciliophora; Oligohymenophorea; Peniculida; Parameciidae
Source: the annotation of a GenBank genome assembly
AUGAUUAGAUAAUAAUCAAUAAUCUCAGCUGAAUAUUUGGUGUUUGAUACAAUCGAUCUCAUAAAGAAAGGAUAAUAUAAACAAUGUGUUGCAAAAAUUAAUAGAUUAGUAUUUGAUCCUCAAUUUGUUAAAGGAUAGCCACAAUUCUUACAAUUGUAAAUCUAAUUAUGUCGUCGACUCUUAUAUUGUUGUAAUAAAAUCCUUAAAAAGUAAAACCUACUUAUCAUACUACUAGAUACUUUCUAAAAUAUUCAGAUAAAUCACACAAAAUUCAACCGUUACUUAAUCGAUCGAUUGAAUUAAGUUUCCAUUAUAUUGAAUUAUUGGAAACUUAUCAAAAAGAGAAUAGUAAAUUUGAUGGCUCUCCUCUAGCAUCUCCAUCUCCAACAAUAAAAAAAAAAUAACUUUUUAAAGAACUUUAUACAGAAUAAUUAAGUCUAGCUCAUAAGAUGGAAAUGUUUUUCUCUUCAGAUAUUGUUAAUAACUAUGUACAGAAAUCAAAUAUUUGGUUCCAAGAUCAUUGUCAUAAUUGUUAUAUUCAACUUAUAGAAACACUUCUAAAUGCAUAUAGAUAUCAUAAAUGUAAUAGAACACAUUAUCCAUCUCUCUUUCUACAUCUCUUAACUCAAUUAAUGACUUAUUGUAACAAAUAGAAUACAAAUAAUCGUAAGAAUCAUAAGUUUUCACUCUUAAAAGGAGAAGUUUAUAUUCUCUUAGGAAAUGCGUACUUUGAAUUAAGUAUUCAUUAUUUAUAUAUGUUUAAGAUGAUUAUUCAAAAGCUGAAUAGAAUUACCUAUCUUCAUUAGAUGAAGCUAUUGUAUCUGUUAGAAGUCUUUUAGAUGACAUUGAGAAAUUGAAAAUUAAUGUAGAUUCAAAAAUUGUUAAGAUUCAAAUAUCAAAAUUGAUUAGUCAAAUUAUCAUAAGUUUAGAUUUAUAAUCAAUAAUCAAUUAAUAGAUUGAACAUUACAAUCGUUGUAUUGAAAUUAAUCAAGUUUCACAUCUAUUUAAUAAAAUCCUAAUAUAUUUUAAUACUUGCAAAGAACUAUAAUAACAUUUAGAUAAUAAAACUAAUGAAAUCAAAGAUAAUUAUAAAGAUUAUGUUUAAGAAAAUACAGAAAUCUGUAAAUUACUUUCCUUGAUAUUCUAAAUUCCAUUUAAAUAAUAUCCUAUAAAUAUUAAUUCUACUUUUAAUUUUGAAUAACUAACUCAAACAGAUUAAUAUUAACAUAAAUUAUUUGAGAAAUAUGAAUAUUCAAAAAAUAAUACAACAUUUUUUAUUAAGAAUAAAGAAUUACCACCUAAACCUAAAAAUCAAACAUCAUAAUCAAUUUUAGAAAAUGCAGGUCUUACAUAAUAAUAUUUCAUUAGAAAUCAAUCAAUGAAGAAUUUUAAAUUAAAACAUAAUAAUUCUUAGUAAUCUAUUGAAUAAUCAUCUACUAAUUAUAAUGAUAGUCAAAUAUAAAAUAAAAAUGAUUAAAGUAGUCUAAGUUAAAUAGAUACUUCCAAUAUCUCUAAAAUUAAAUUUGGAUAAACUCCAAAGAUGGCACAUAGAUAGAGUUUUUUAAGUGAAUUAAUUCAUCUAAGAAAUUAAGGUGUAAAAACUGAUAAAUCUGUUGUUUAAGAGACUGAUGUUGAAAAAAAUCAUAGAUAAUAAAAAGAAUUAUUAUAAAAAAUUAAUAAUAAAAGUAAAUUAUUAAUAUUAAAUAGAUUUCUAUUAACCCUUAGAUUAAGUUGUUCAUACUUAUAUCAAUGAAAAUCUUACUAGUCAUUAAAAAUGUCAAUCACUUGAAGAAGUAAAGUAAAAUGCCAGAAUUAUCUGUUAAGCUGAGGCAGAAGUACAUAAAGAAGUACCAAUUACAAAGAGUUUAUUAUAUGCUAGAAGAAUGACAUGUCCUUAAGGAGUCUUGGUUAAAGAUUAAAAUGCAGAAAAUGAAUUCAAUAAGUUAUUAGAGUUUAAUGUUAUAGAAUAUUUUGAUUUUGUGUAAACCAAUAAAGAUUAAGCUGUUAUUAGCUUAAAAGCAUAAUAAGAAAAUUAAUAAGUUAGAAUAGCUUAAUAAAAUUUAUUCUCGGAAAACUUCAUUCCAAAAAAGAAGUUGAAUUUUAUUGAAAACGAAGAAAUAAAAUAAUUAGAAUAAGCUCAAGUAAUUGCAUAAUAAGCUGAGAAUCUCUUAAAGAAAACAUAAGAUAAAAGAAAAUCUACUUCAAAAUAAUCUAGACUUUCCAUUUUGUCUUUAAUGUCAGAGAAAACAUUUAAAAAAUAAGAAUCUAUAUGUGUUCCUAUUACUUAAGAGUAAGUGAUGGAAAAAGCUCGAAAUUCAAUUAAACAUGUUAUUUCUCUUAAUGAAAAAUAGAAAGAAGUAUUCGAAGAGUAGGAUCAAUUUUUGAAAGAAGUAUAAUAAUAUGAUUGAUAUGUUUAGGCAGAAUUACCAUAUAAAUUUAAAAGAUCUAUCUCUGGGAAACAUAAAUCUAAGUAAGAGUGUAAAAGUAUCUUGAUUAAAUAAGAAUUCGGAUAACUCUGUUAAUCGACAAAAAACAUUAGGGAGAAAGAUUUUAAUAUACUCAAUAAUAAUAAUAAUAAUAAUGAAUAAAAACUAAAAGGAAUUAUAAGUUUAGAGAAAAUAAAAUGA